GGGAACAUGUCAUUCGUGAGCACUCUGCGGCAGUGGGAUGAAGCAGUGGCUUAUGUGGAGAAAGGAGACAUAUCCUCUGCUAUCAGGACAUUCCUGGCCAUCGAGGAGAAGACAUCUAAAAUCACCUACAACAUUGGAUGCCUCCAUCUGCACAACGAUGACUUUGAUGCUGCUGAAAAGGCAUUUGACAGCAGUAUCGGCAAAGAUGAGCACCUGGCUGUGGCUUUUUUUCAAAGGGGAAUUACAUUCUACAAAAAAGAAAAGUUUGAGGAGUCACUGCUGGAUUUCCAGCAAACUUUUAAGGAGCUAAGAGGGAAUCAGCUGAUAGACUACAAACCUCUCGGCCUGAGGUAUAAGCUUAACGCUUGCGAGGUGCUGCACAAUAUUGGACUACUUUAUGCCAAGCUGGGGAAAUGGGAGAAGGCCCAAGAAAACCUGCUCACAGCUCUCAACCUCCGCACAGAAGCCAAAUUCAGUCACAUUGACCAGGCACUGGAAUCCAUUCUGAAGCAGAAGCUCUUUUCUCUGGUGGAGAUUAAACCAGGCCUACUAUUCAAACCCAACAAGAAUUAUGUGGCAGAGCUGGAGAAGAAGGACUACCUAGGAAAGGCCAAGGUUCUGUCUUCUGUUGUUCCAGCUGAUAAUUUCUCUGGAUUUGCCCCUCUGCAGCCUCAAGUUGAAGAUGUACCCAGUACACCUAAAGCUCCUGAGGUACUGAGGGCGCUUGAAGGUGAGCCUCACACUGUUCUCUACGAGUUCAUUCCUGAGACCAAAGAAGAGUUAGCUGUGUUGCCAGGCAACAUUGUUUUUGUCCUUCAGAGAGGAACCGACAACUGGGCAUCUGUUAUCUUCAAUGAAAGGAGAGGACUAGUUCCAUAUAAUUUCCUGGAACCGCUGGAUAUUACAGUGGCGUCAAAAGUCGUGCCGGUUGCACCAUCCAACAGGAAUGAACAAAUACCUGACCCACCAAGAAGACGAGCACCCAGUAAACCAACUGCUAGUAAUGGAGUUUCCUCUGGCUGCAUUGUGAAAGUGCAUUUCGUGUUUACAAUAGCAAUUUGCAUUACACCAGGACAGCCAUACACAGCCAUGCUCCAGAUGAUCAGCACUAAACUCAAACUGCCUGCUUCUGCACUUGCUCUGAGCUAUGUAAAGCCUGAUUCUAAUGAGAGAGUGACUGUUGACGAGUCUGAGAUGGAGGUGUUGUGGAGCUGCGUGAAGAACAAUCGCCUGACGCUGUGGUGUUCAGCGUCUGAGGACACAAGUGAAACUCGAAAGAAAAUGGUGGCUCUGUACUCUUAUGAGGCCUCUACACCAGAAGAUCUGGCGUUCAGUAAAGGUGAUGUCAUCACCGUCCUCUCUAACGUCAAUGAAGAGUGGCUUGAAGGGGAGUGCAAUGGGAAGACUGGUAUCUUUCCAUCAUCUUUUGUUAUAGAUCAGUAGACUGAGUCAUUGCUGAACGACAUAACGAAUCCAAAAUAAUCUCAUAUUUAUGCACCAGUGUUGUAAUCAGAAAUCACUGUGUGUAAAAUCAGCUAAGAGAGCUUAUCUGCAGUACUUACAGCAGGUGUGUUACUUUUACACAUAUUAACAUUCACUAUUUAACUAUAAAUUCACAAGAGUUUACAAAUGAUUGUAUCAUUUAAAAAUUACAUGUAGAAGUGUUUGUUAUUUUGAUCCAAAUAAAUCAACCUAUAAGAACACUUGAAAACCUGAUGAGCUGACAUUUACAGAAUGGUAAUGAGCCCAUAUCCUACAUUUUUCUUGUAUUUUCCAGGUUUUCUUGCACUGUUGUGAGUUACCCUAAUGCCUAAAAAUAUCAUUUAAAAGUCAGUGUUGUCGCCUCAGACUUGGUGGGAGUUUUCCAAACUCCAUGUCAUACAUCUUUACGUAUUAAUGUCACACACACAGACUCAAAAAGAUGCUCAAUGUUUAGGUGUCAAAUGCAAACUCAACAUUUUACUGAUGGAGAUAUGAUGACUGUAGUCGAUCAUUCACUUACAUCCUCAGAAGACACGUCCUUCACCAAGUUUUGACAAUUAUCUUUGAAUACUCUUUCAACAUGCUCACAAUUAUCAGAUUUAUCCGCUCGUAGGGGUCCAAAGCACAAACGAUGUUACAAAAUUUUCCAUACGUUGCCUAUAAUUACACUUUGCAACCAGAGAGGUCUCCAAAGUCAAUUAAAUUGUCAUAUAUAAAUUUCUCGCUAUCCAUGGGUGCACAGUGAUGUAAUCAAAAGAUGAGCAAAAUUCUCUAAACAAUUUUUUUCUUUUAAAUUGUAUGACAUUGUGAAUUGUGCUAAAUAUAAGCAAAGAAAUAAACUAACAAGGAAAAAAGCUCAUUUUGAUUUCAUGCUGAUGUGCAGCAUAACAGUCAGUGCUAUGUUCUCUUUGUUU
Molecule: messenger RNA, 2396 nt
Organism: Colossoma macropomum (tambaqui)
Lineage: Eukaryota; Metazoa; Chordata; Actinopteri; Characiformes; Serrasalmidae
Gene: ncf2
Product: neutrophil cytosolic factor 2
Exons: 14
Coding region: 7-1443 (478 amino acids)
Biological process (GO): phagocytosis; superoxide anion generation; respiratory burst
Cellular component (GO): NADPH oxidase complex
Molecular function (GO): superoxide-generating NADPH oxidase activator activity; protein binding
Source: RefSeq, a predicted model, not a curated record